Molecule: messenger RNA, 359 nt
Organism: Caenorhabditis elegans
Lineage: Eukaryota; Metazoa; Nematoda; Chromadorea; Rhabditida; Rhabditidae
Gene: Y39A1A.27
Product: Nematode Specific Peptide family, group C
Exons: 2
Coding region: 63-317 (84 amino acids)
Source: RefSeq, marked reviewed
UCCCUUUUUCCCAUGCACCGUAAGAAUAAAAAUCUUCCAACUGGCACAAUUUUCAGGAAAAAAUGAACAAAUUUCUGAUUCUUUCUGUUGCGCUCUUCGCAAUUUCCUAUGCAUUCAUAAUUGGAGACAAGUUUGAUGUUCCGGCGGGAUGCUAUGAAUCUGACUGUUUCCUAAAGGCAAGAGGUUCCCGAUGCAAUUCUGAUACGCAAUGUGUAUACGCGAAUUGGACCCGAGCAUGUCACAACAAACACAAGAAACAGGAGAUUUGCUGUCCGAAAUUGAGCGAUGGAUCGUGUGGUCCAACUAAAUUUGGAUGAUAAUUCGAUUUUUGAUCAAUUAAUAAAGUUUUAUUCAAUGCA